Penicillium olsonii is the source of this 1434-nucleotide messenger RNA. Lineage: Eukaryota; Fungi; Ascomycota; Eurotiomycetes; Eurotiales; Aspergillaceae. The record is from the annotation of a GenBank genome assembly.
AUGGUUGCUCUCACGGCUUCAAUAGCAGGUCUUUUGUUUGGGUAUGAUACCGGGAUCAUCUCGGCGGUGUUGGUCUACAUCGGAAACGAUCUGGGAGGACGACCACCCACACACAAUGAAAAGGAAAUGAUUACCUCCCUUUGUUCUGGUGGCGCCUUCUUCGGUGCUAUCUUUGCUGGAUUCACAGCCGACAAGUUUGGUCGCAAAACUCCCAUCUACCUCGGCUGUGCUCUGUUUACAGUCGGGGCCGCUCUCCAAGGCUCUGCCUACACGAUCCCUCAGAUGGCAGUAGGUCGUUUUGUCGUCGGUCUGGGUGUCGGUUCCGCCGCGAUGAUAGUCCCUCUGUACGUAGCCGAAUUGGCUCCAGCGCAGGCACGAGGCCGAUUAAUCGGCUUAAACAAUAUCUGCAUCACAGCUGGCCAGGUCCUAUCUUACGCACUUGGUGCAGCUUUUGCAUCCGUCGACCAUGGCUGGAGGUACAUGGUUGGACUGGGCGGUGUUCCAUCUGUUAUUCUUGCAAUCCUGCUACCCUUGUGUCCACAGUCCCCCCGGCAGCUGGUCUACAAUGGACGAAUGGAGGACGCAAAGCAAGUUCUACGAAAGAUCUAUGGCCACGCCACAGAGCGACAGAUUGAAAUAAUUCUGGGCACGAUCCAAGACGCAUGCGAGGAAGCGCGUCAAAUGAACGACAAUGAAAGCAAAUGGUCUAAAAUUAUCCAAUUGCAUCGCGUACCCGCUAAUAUGCGGGCGCUUUUCAGUGCAUGCGGAUUAAUGGUCUUCUCCCAGAUGUCCGGAUUCAACACCCUGAUGUACUAUUCCUCGACACUUUUCGCAAUGGUCGGGUUCAGCAACCCGGUAGCCGUGGGACUUAUCGUCGCAGCCCCGAAUCUAGUCAUGGCUUUCGUGAAUGUGUUGCUAGUUGAUCGUCUUGGUCGUCGCCGACUCCUGCUUUACACUUCAUGGGGGAUGUGCGCUGGUCUUAUUGCCGUCACGGUCGCUUUUGCGUUCCUCCCCGUCGAUACCGAGACGAUGGAAGUCCGCGCGAGUGGGACUCAGCCAGAGGCUAUCGUCGUGCUGAUAUUCUUGCUCUGGUUUGUUAUCUUCUACGGUGUGUCGGUCGGCAACACCGCGUGGAUGAGUGCCGAUUUCUUCCCGCUGGAGGUGCGUUCUAUGGGCACGAUGUGGAUGACCUGUUCUACCUGGGCGAGUAAUGUCAUUGUGUCCAGCACUUUCUUGUCCAUGAUGAAGUCGAUGACGCCUUCUGGAACAUUCGGUUUCUAUGCUGGGAUCUGUGGCCUUGGGUGGGUGUGGAUCUAUUUCUUCUAUCCGGAAGUGACUGGCUUGCAGCUCGAGGAGAUCCGCGAAAUCUUUGAACGAGGGUAUGGGAAGGAAAUGAGAAAUUCCCGAAGGGUCCAAAAUGAGGAGUCAGCCUAA